CGUUCCGAAACUAGUCGCAGAACGCCGCUUAAGAAUCGAGUACCGUGAUUGGCUGAGAAGGUCUCGUUGGCUGCCGCCUAAAUUCACAUUUAAACCCGGCGUUGCGACACUGAAUAACAGUUGGAUGCAGCUAUAGCGGUUUACCUCGUGAUGGUCUCGCCAUUCAGAAUUUAGAAAGAAGUGUUUAACGUCGUUCAAUUUCACCGCCGAUGGUGGAAAAUAUAUGCCACAAUCUUUCUUUGAUUGAUGUAAUCGGUUUUAAACGCACGGCUUAUCCUUACAACGAUAUUAUUCGUUACUCUCUUUAGGUUGCAUCGAAUUCACCGUCAAUUGCCGGUCACGCGAUGCACAUAAAACAGGUUAUAAUACAGGGCUUCAGAUCCUACAAGGAGCAAACUAUCGUCGGUCCCUGUGACCCUGGACACAAUGUCAUUGUGGGCAGGAAUGGAUCAGGAAAGAGCAAUUUCCUUCAAGCUAUUCAGUUUGUUCUUAGUGACGAAUAUGCUCACUUGGGUUCCAACGCCCAAUCUCUUCUUCACGAGAGUUUGGGCCCUCGAGUUAUUUCAGCCUAUGUUGAAAUCAUUUUUGACAAUUCUGACAGACGGCUGCCGAUUGAACGGAACGAAGUUAGUUUAAGGAGAGUGAUCGGCUCUAAAAAGGACCAGUAUUUUCUGAGUGGGAAACUGGUGAACCGUAACGAAGUUAUGAACUUGCUGGAAUCCGCGGGAUUCUCUAAAUGCAAUCCAUACUACAUAGUGAAACAGGGAAAGAUAAAUGAAAUGGCAAUGGCGUCGGACUCUCGAAGAUUGAAACUUCUUCAAGACAUUGCUGGAACCCGAGUUUAUGACUCCAAACGAAACGAGUCGAACUCUCUCCUCAAGGAGACGCAGGGAAAAAUCGUAAAGAUUGAGGAUUUACUUAUAACCUUAGCCGAGCAAUUGAAGAAUUUGGACGGAGAAAAAGAGGAGCUUAAAGAGUACAAUCGUUUGGACAAGAUUCGUAGAUGUUUGGAGUAUAUUAUUUACGAUCAGGAGCUAAAAUCGUUGAAGGAGAAACUAGAAGAGUUCGAAGAAACUCGCCACGCCUGUAACGUGGUACAAGCAGAACUUGAAGCUGACGCAAAAACAGCCGAGGAGGCUGCUCGCUCUGCCGCAAAGAAAUUGAAGGAAUUAAAGAGGGAAGCUAGAGCGGAAAAAGAUCAACUCGACAGGCUGAAUGCCGAUCAUCAGCAACUGCUCAAAGAGAAAAUGAAGUUGAGAUUGACGAUACAAGACUUGAAGAUUGAAGUCAGUGGCGACUGCAAGGCCAAAGAAAAAGCCGAGGAAGAGUUGAAUGCGCUUAGAGUAAAAAUCAAGAAGUCUGAACAAGAUAUGGAGAAGAUCAGACCUGAGUAUGAGAUUGUAAAACAACGCGAGCAGGAAUACAGCAGGGAAUUGGCAAUGAAUGAACGAAAGCGCAAGGAGCUUUACGUCAAAGCAGGCAGAGUGACCUUGUUUAAAACAAAGGAAGAAAGAAAUAACUGGAUAAAAUCUGAAUUGGAUCAGCUGAGAGGACACAUCGUUGAGAAAGAAACUUAUCGCGCAGCGAUAGCUGAGGAUUUAAAAGUAGAUAACGAUAAAUACGCUGAUCUUGAGAAAAAAAUCGCAGAGCCCGCGAAAGACGUGAAAGAUCAUAUGAAAAGUAUCGAAGAGCGCAGUAAAAACUACAAAGAACUAAUAUUGCAGAAAAAUCAGUGCCAAGCGAGAAUCAAGGAUCUAUACCGUCGAUUCAGUGUGCUAGAGCAGAGGCAAAAUGAAUUAAAAGAAGAUAUGACAAAGCAAGAUCAACUCUUGAGACGGGUCGUUGGUAAGUCGACGUUGAACGCAAUAGACAGCGUUCGCAAAGUGCUGAACACGUUUCGCGAGCGCGGUGAUUCGGAGGACGAAUUGCAAUCCUACUACGGACUCUUAGUGGAUACUUUUCAAUGCGGAGAAGCUCUUCACACGGCGGUCGAGGUGUCCGCAGGAAAUAGACUGUUCUAUCACGUCGUCGAAUCCAACGUACUCGCUUCCAAAAUUCUUAGCGAAAUGAAUAAACAACGAUUGCCCGGCGUUGCUGAUUUCAUGCCGUUAGAUCGUCUUUUGGUACGACGCGUCGAUUAUCCCAAAAACAGCGACGCGAUUGCACUGAUCUCUCAAUUAAAUUAUGAUCCCAAAUAUGACAGAGCUAUCAGAUUCGUUUUUGGGCGAACUUUAAUUGCCAGAAAUUUAGGGACGGCCGUGGCUUUGGCUCGCUCUGCGGGAUUAGACUGCGUCACUUUAGAAGGCGACCAGGUUUCCCCCAGGGGAAUGAUCACUGGAGGCCACUUUAACGCAAAGCACUCUCGUCUGAAUAUAUACAAAUUGAGAACCAAGCUCAAAACUGCCUCAGAGCUAAAAACUGUCACAGAUGAAAUCGCAAAUGUCGAACAGGAGAUCGAGGCCACCAACGAAAGUUUGAAUUUUUGCAUCGCGGGCGUACAGAAAAUCGAACUGAAAGACAGAAUCUCGAAAGACAUAAUAGACAAUUCAACGGCCAAUAUAAGACUGCUGAGAGAGGAACUCGAGAUUGUCGAAAAAUCUCGUACGUCAAAAAUGCAAAUUUUGGCGCAAUGCGCCAAUGAUCUCGAAGCGUUGAACGCGACUAAGGAGAGUCUAGAAAAUGAAUUCAAUCAGGAACUGGCAAUUGAGCUGUCCGAAGAAGACCAAAAGAAGGCAAGCAAAAAGGGAUCGAUUAUUUUAUAA
Molecule: messenger RNA, 2762 nt
Organism: Neodiprion fabricii
Lineage: Eukaryota; Metazoa; Arthropoda; Insecta; Hymenoptera; Diprionidae
Product: structural maintenance of chromosomes protein 3-like
Exons: 13
Coding region: 345-2762 (805 amino acids)
Biological process (GO): mitotic sister chromatid cohesion
Cellular component (GO): chromosome
Molecular function (GO): cohesin loader activity; ATP binding; double-stranded DNA binding
Source: RefSeq, a predicted model, not a curated record